CGCCCGUUUGUUGGGUACAAGGAAGUGAGACUUGUAAGCAAGGAAUCAAGACAUCCUGGGGGAGAUCCGCUGAUACUUUGUUUUGUUGAUUUUGUAAGCCCUGCUCAUGCCGCCACUGCCAUGGAUGCUUUACAAGCAAGAGUGACAUUUUUGUCAUUUGAGAAUGGGGGAGACAUCUGAGAUCCAGGCCAUGGAGUUGGAGGUGGUUGAAGAAUGCUCUGUUAAACAAGUUGAAUUAACAGUGCCUAAAACUGAUGAUCCAACCUUACCUGCUGUCACAUUCAGGAUGUGGGUUCUGGGUCUUGGUGCCUGUGUUAUACUGUCAUUUGUCAACCAGUUCUUUUGGUACAGAAAGAUGCCGUUGAGUAUUACCUCAAUUUCUGCCAUGAUUGCUGUCGUACCCCUUGGCCAUCUGAUGGCCAGAACGCUGCCUCAUCGCAGAUUCUUGAGUAAUACCAGAUGGGAGUUCACAAUGAACCCUGGACCAUUCAAUAUGAAGGAACAUGUUUUGAUAACUAUUUUUGCCAACUCUGGCGCUGGAACUGUUUACGCCACCCAUAUUUUGAGUGCAGUUAAGCUCUACUAUAAGAGGAAGCUCACAUUUCUCCCAGCCCUCCUUGUUAUGACUACAACUCAGGUUUUGGGGUUUGGUUGGGCAGGGAUUUUUAGGAAAUAUCUGGUUGAGCCAGGGGAAAUGUGGUGGCCAAGUAACCUGGUCAUGGUCUCCUUGUUCAGGGCUCUACACGAGAAAGAAAAAAGAUCAAAAGGUGGAACUACUCUUAACCAAUUCUUUCUGCUAGUCUUGAUCAGCAGCUUUGCAUACUAUGUCCUUCCUGGCUAUCUAUUCAGUACAUUGACAUCUUUCUCUUGGGUUUGCUGGUUGGCUCCCAAGUCCAUUUUGGUCCAACAACUGGGCUCAGGCUUGAAUGGCCUUGGAAUUGGUUCCUUUGGCAUUGAUUGGGCUACAAUUUCCUCAUACCUAGGGAGUCCACUUGCUAGUCCAUGGUUUGCCACUGCCAAUAUUGCUGUUGGUUUCUUCCUUGUGAUGUAUGUCAUGACACCCCUCACUUAUUGGUUUGAUGUCUACAAAGCAAAAAACUUCCCCAUUUAUUCUAGUGAACUUUUCAAGUCAAACGGUGAAUCAUAUGACAUUUUGAGUAUUGUUAAUCCCAUGUUUCAUCUAGACAAGAAGGCUUAUGGGCAGAAUGGGCGAGUACAUCUCAGCACUUUCUUUGCUAUGACUUAUGGCCUUGGUUUUGCAACACUAACUGCUACGAUUUUUCAUGUCCUACUAUUUGAUGGAAGAGAACUAUGGAGACAAACCAAAAGUGCUUUUAAAGGUGAUAAGAAGAUGGAUAUUCACACAAAGCUUAUGCAGAAGUACAAACUUGUUCCUACAUGGUGGUUUGUUGUCAUCCUUUUGUCGAAUAUUGCUCUUGUACUAUUCACUUGUGAGCACUAUAAUGAGUCACUUCAAUUGCCUUGGUGGGGUGUAUUGCUAGCUUGUGCCAUUGCUUUUUUCUUCACCCUCCCAAUUGGCAUUAUUGCUGCUACCACAAAUCAGGCACCGGGUUUGAACAUUAUUACUGAAUAUGUGAUUGGAUAUAUGUACCCAGAGCACCCUGUUGCUAAUAUGUGCUUCAAGGUGUAUGGUUACAUCAGCAUGACUCAAGCUCUAACCUUUAUUUCAGACUUCAAGCUUGGCCAUUACAUGAAGAUCCCACCUCGAUCGAUGUUCAUGGCACAGGUGGUGGGAACACUUGUGGCGGUUGUCGUGUACACCAUAACUGCAUGGUGGCUUAUGGAAGAGAUUCCCCAUCUUUGUGAUACCUCAUUGUUGCCACCUGACAGUCCAUGGACUUGUCCGAUGGAUCAUGUGUUCUUUGAUGCCUCAGUUAUAUGGGGGCUUGUUGGACCCCGUAGAAUAUUUGGAGUGGAAGGUGAAUAUAGUAAUGUCAAUUGGUUCUUUCUUGCGGGGGCUGUAGCUCCUGUCCUAGUAUGGCUGGCACACAAGGCAUUUCCGAAUAGGGAAUGGAUUCGUCUUAUCCACAUGCCUGUCCUCAUAGGUGCAACAUCUAUGAUGCCUCCAGCUAGUGCAGUAAACUUCUCAAGUUGGCUUAUUGUUGGCUUCCUUUCUGGAUUUGUUGUUUUCAAAUACAGACCCCAAUGGUGGAAGCGCUACAAUUAUGUCCUCUCAGGUGGUCUUGAUGCUGGAACUGCCUUUAUGACGGUGUUGUUGUUUAUUACACUUCAAUCAAAGGAUAUUGAUCUCCAAUGGUGGGGAAAUAAAGGAGAAGGGUGUCCUCUAGCUGCUUGUCCAACUGCAAAAGGGGUUAUGGCUGACGGCUGCCCUGUUGCCUAAUAUCCGUUUUAGAACUGAUCUGUCUCCCUCUUUAUUUAUCUCUGUAAGUAGUUGUAUUUCCACAUUUUGCUUCUGGGAUUCUAUUGAUGGUUACCUUUGUUUUAAGUAUAAUUUACUUAGGUAAAAGAAAAACAAUUAUGUCCUUGGCUUUGUGAACAAACCAAUGGCUUUAUUUACAAAGUCUGGAGAGUGGAGACUUAUAUUCUAUAUCAGCAGCUAAAAUACUUAACCCAUUUGACAA
Theobroma umbraticum is the source of this 2603-nucleotide messenger RNA. RefSeq names its product oligopeptide transporter 6-like. Gene Ontology annotation, biological process: transmembrane transport. Gene Ontology annotation, molecular function: oligopeptide transmembrane transporter activity. NCBI's taxonomy places the organism in Eukaryota, Viridiplantae, Streptophyta, Magnoliopsida, Malvales, Malvaceae. The record is from RefSeq and is a predicted model, not a curated record.